AGAGUGCGCGGGGCGGCGCGCGGCGUGCAGGUCGCAGCUGUGGCUCGGGUGCUGGCAGGUGCUGGCGGGACUGGCGGGGAUCGCCGUGGACUGCCUCAGGGGCGCCGCAGCCCGCUCGGCCCGAGGGCCCGCCUAACCGCGCCGCCCGCGCCCGCUCCUCCUCGGCCCGCGCCCGGAGCGCGGGGGCCGCCGGCGCUGGGUACUCGGCGGCCACCGGGGAUCGGGGCUGAGCGGUCGGUUCCCGCCCCCGUGCCGCCGCCGCCGCCUUCCGGCCGACCGCCCGGCUUGGCCGCUGCUGCCGCGUCUGGCCCCCGGGUCCCCGCCGCUGGGGGCGCGGGCGGGGUCGGGGGUUGCCGGGCGCCGCCCCCCGUGCGCCUGGAGUCCACAUCCCGGGCCCGGCGGCCGGCGAGCAUGGAGGAGAAGUACCUGCCCGAGCUGAUGGCGGAGAAGGACUCCCUGGACCCCUCCUUCACGCACGCCCUGCGCCUGGUGAACCAAGAAAUAGAAAAGUUUCAAAAAGGAGAAGGCAAGGAUGAAGAAAAGUACAUCGAUGUGGUGAUUAAUAAGAACAUGAAGCUGGGACAGAAAGUGUUAAUUCCCGUAAAACAGUUCCCUAAGUUCAACUUUGUGGGGAAACUUUUGGGUCCACGUGGCAAUUCUCUGAAGCGUUUACAAGAAGAAACCUUGACAAAAAUGUCCAUCCUUGGGAAAGGUUCCAUGAGAGACAAGGCCAAGGAAGAAGAGUUGAGGAAAAGUGGAGAAGCGAAGUACUUCCAUCUCAAUGAUGAUCUCCAUGUUCUCAUUGAAGUGUUUGCCCCACCUGCAGAAGCUUAUGCCAGGAUGGGACAUGCUUUGGAAGAAAUCAAAAAGUUCCUCAUCCCUGAUUAUAAUGAUGAGAUCAGGCAAGCACAGCUCCAGGAGUUAACAUAUUUGAAUGGUGGUUCAGAAAAUGCAGAUGUUCCAGUGGUUCGAGGGAAACCCACCUUGCGUACAAGAGGUGUACCAGCCCCAGCAAUAACCAGAAUACCAGCACAGAAUGAAUAUCCCCUCCAGAAUAGAGUGUGGAGAAUCGAGCACAUCCGCUGCUGUUGUUUAGGGGAUACUGUGUUCCUCACACUAGAUCUGCCAUUUUUACUGAAUAUAAUUUAUAAUUCAGUUGUCGGUUUCUAAAUUAAGUUGUUGAAAAUGUUAUGAACAGAGGAGGAAGACAGAAGUAGUUUUUUUGUUUAUUUUGAAUACAGUACCUGGACAGAUACCUCCAUCUGCACAGAUGAAAACUCAUCCCUCGUGAUUACAGCAUAUGCAUUGCUUGUCAUUUAAAGUUGUUUUAAUGUCUUGAUGGUUAAUAUUCUGUGAUAGCAUUAUUUUUAAGUUCAAAUUUUAGACCCUAGUUUCAGUUUGUGGUGGAGUAAUGAUUGGUUCAGUGCCAGAGUUAAAUACCUUUAUUUGCGUACUUACGGUUACCACCUGUGUACUUGAAAUCAUAAGCAGCUCAUAUGCUAGGCACCAGCAGGGCACUGAACACACAACCCACUUUACUUCCUCCAUAUUAUUAUGGUCUUCCUUGGUCCCAAGUCCUUUAAACACCUUGUUUCUACAGUACAAUGUUUAUAUUCAUACGGCAGGAAUUCAAAGCCUUCUUGGUACGUGUUUUCUCAAAUCCUUUGUACAGUUUAGUCUACUGAUUAUUUUGCCAUAUUUCCUGUGUAUUUAACCAACCCUAGGGUAGAAGCUUUGUUUCAUAAAGUUGGUGCUUGUAUUCUUCUAUAUCUUUGCUCACUUGUUUCUUCUGUCUCGCCUUUUCAAAAUCAUUAUUACCUUCAAGUCUGAAUUGAAACUCAUUUUAACAAACACUUAUAUUGCAGCUACUAUUGGUUGAGUACUUUUCUAAGGACUUUACAGAUAUUAACUAAGUUAUGCCUCAUCAUAGUCCGAUGAGGUGGGCACUGUUUUGUUAACAUUACCAUUUUUCAAAUGAGGACAGUGAGACCAGGGAGGUAGAUUCUUUGCCGAAAGUCAUGCAGCUAGUGGUUGGUAGAGCCGGGUGGAAUCCAGGCAGUGUGCUUUCAUAAUCCAAACCUCUCCUCUCUGCUUGGUCCUUCCCUUGUGUUUUGAUCCAGAAUAAGUAAUAAGUUUUUUUUUUUUUCCCAUUCCCUUACUGUAGUUCUCCCAGAUAAUUUUCAUUCUAGCACUUUUAUUGUGUUUUCAUUAUGGCUCAUGAUCACACUUUUAAUACAAGAUGAAAAGACUUAAAUAGUCAUGCACCACAAAAUGACAUUUUUGGUCAAGGACGGACAGAACAUGUAACAGUGGUCUCAUAAGAUUAUGAAAGAACUGAAAAGUCCCCGUUGCCUAGUGACGAUGAUGAUCUUGAUGAUCUUGACCCUAUGUAGUCCUAGGCUAUAGGCUAAUGUGCGUUUGUAUCUUAAUUGCAUACGAAAACAGCUUAAAAAAUAAUUUUAAAAGUUAACAGAAGAGUACUGAUAGGAUAAAGAUAUAAAGAAAAUAUUUUCGUACAGAUUCACAGUGUUUGUGUUUUAAGCCAAGUGUUGCUAGAAAAGAGUCAAAAAGUUUAAAAAAAAAAGUUAAAAGUUGACAAAUUUUAAAAAAUUACAGUAAACUAAGGGUAAUUUUUGAAGAAAGGAAAAUAUUUUUAAAAUAAAUUUAGUGUAGUCCAAGUUUAUAAUGUUUAUAAAGUCUACAGUAGUGUCCUAGGCCUUCACAUUCACUUGUCACUCACUCAGUCACUCACCCAGAACAACUUCCAGUCUUCCAAGUUCCACUCAUGGUAAGUGCCCUAUCUAGGUUUACCAUUCUCCAUCUUUUAUAUUGUCAUGUCUCCAUCUUUUAUUGUGUCUCCACUGUACCUUUUCUGUGUUUAGAUAUGUGUAGAUACACAAACACCUAUCAUUGUGUUAUAGUCACAUACGGUAUUCAGUACAAUAACAUGCUGAACAAGUCUGUAGCCAAGGAACAGUAGGCUGUAUCAUAUAGCCUAGGCGUGUAGUAGGCUACGCCACCUAGGUUUAUGUAAGUACACUCUGUGAUGUUUGUACAAUGACAAAAACACCUAAGGAGCUGUUCCUUAGAAGGUAUCCUCAUAGCUAAGCGACUGUAUUUAUUUACUCCUUUUUUUCAUGAAAUCACAUGCGGUAACUAAUGAUAGGUGGUAACUAAUGCCCAACUAAUAUAGUCCACAGAAUAAAACUAAGGUAAAUAUAAAUUGAUGAGCAAAUUAGGGUAGAAAAUUACAAAAACCCAAGGGUAAGGUCAGUACACAAAAACGUACGUAUUACAACAUUCCGUAGUGUUGGCAGAAUUGGUCUUGAAAUUAUACUUUGAGUUGCCUUGUGGCUAAAGAUGAGGGAAAUAUGGCUACAGAAUUCAGUGUCUAAAUGUCCAAAACCAGUCACAAUACAUACAAAAGAAAAACAUACUUGUUGGAGCCUAUGAAUUUCUACUUAAGACUUGUGAGAAAAAUCUCCAAUGAAUAGCCAUAAAUUGGCCUUCAUAUGAUGUGAUAAUAUCUUCAAUGGCAUUCUUGUUUGCCAUAUUCAGUUCCUUAGUAAGUCAUUUUUCUUUUGCCUUUAAAAUCAACCUGAAGUCAUUUUUUCUUUAAUCAUCUCUGCCAUCCUUCCCAGUCUAAUCCACACUACUCUUCCAUUUUCAGUCACAAUGAUUUUUUCAAAUUAAAUGUGAUCUUAUAUCUUCCAUACUUAAAAUCCUUCAGUGGCUCCUUUCCAGUUAGAAGGGAAUCCACACUUCCUCAUAUGCACUUACAUAAUCCAGCACUUGGCACUCUCCUCCCCUAUCUGACUCUAUCUUAUUCCACUUUUCCAUUGUCUUAACUCCAGCGUUACUGGUCUCCUUUCUGUUGCUCCUUAAAUAGACGAAGCUCAUUUCUUUCCCAGAUCCUUCACAUUUAUUCUCCUUCUCGUUGAAGGCUUUGUCUCCAGGUGUCUGGCCGCCUCCCUCUCAGCAUCGCAUCCUCAGCAUACACGGUCAGAGAAGCCCUUGCCGAGCACGCAGUGUGAAGGGUCCUUCCUCUCAGCCAGAAGCUGGCUCAGAACCCCCUGUCCUGGUGGAGUAGUAUCAUUGGUCAAGCCAAUUUACCUUAUUUAUUCACGUUGUCAUUGGUUAUUCCUUAUGGGUAAUGCAAAUCCAUAAAGACCCAUGUGUCCCUCGUACCUUGCAUAUAGUAAUUGCUCAGUAAACAAUAAUGUGAAUAAAGUGCUGUAGCACAUUCUUUAGCCUCUUUCUGAUCAAGUGUUGACCACUGGAAAUAUUCUUUUGCUAAUGCUGAUCUUAUUUGCCACAGGACUGGGUAUGUGAAGGUACUGGUUUUGUCUGACUCAACAGUUGUGAGCCGUCCAGGAUGCUGCCUUCUGUUCCUCUCCUAACACUCGGUGGCUUCUGUGCUGCUUUUCCAUUGACCUUUGCUCUGGCUCUUCUGGCCCUUUCUUCCACGUAGGAGCAGUCCUACCUUCCCACAUUUGAUACCAGAAGCAGCAAGAAGAAACAUGAACAAAAGAGAUUAUGCCCUCUUUUUAAGUAUUAAGUGCGUGUUCCCAGAUAUUGGUGCUUAAUGUAGUGGUUUUGUUUUAAGUGAGAACAUUAGGCUAACCCAGUCACCCAGGGUCAUUUAUCAGUUUUCAUCGAAUCAGGGAAAUUUUCAGCUACUGUUUCUUCCGAUAUUUUACUUGCCCCUUUCCCUGUUUCCACACUAUGGGAACUGUCAGCUUAAGAUAAUCCUUUAUAGUUUCUUUUGAGCAUUAGAUCAUAUGUUACUGAUUUUCAUGAUGUCACAUCUUUGUGACGCUGGUAUUUUACCAGAUGCUGUGAUAAACAAUAAACAUUAUCUGAAAAUAAGUGUGGAUCAGGAAAUGAGAGUGACAGUGUCCCAUCUGAUCCCAUGGUUUGAGAAGUUACGUAGCACCCAAUAUGCAUAAUUGCUGUUAUUUAAUAAUGAAAUAAAAUAUUUCCUUUCAAUUAUGA
Homo sapiens (human) is the source of this 4995-nucleotide messenger RNA. It is a transcript of the gene KHDRBS3, whose product is annotated as KH RNA binding domain containing, signal transduction associated 3. Gene Ontology annotation, cellular component: nucleus; nucleoplasm. The coding region runs from base 412 to 1170 and encodes 252 amino acids. Gene Ontology annotation, biological process: regulation of mRNA splicing, via spliceosome. The transcript has 6 exons. NCBI's taxonomy places the organism in Eukaryota, Metazoa, Chordata, Mammalia, Primates, Hominidae. Gene Ontology annotation, molecular function: nucleic acid binding; RNA binding. The record is from RefSeq and is a predicted model, not a curated record.